AUGGCUCAGGAACACGGCGCCCGGCAGAAGAAGGGCCCCCGGCCCUCUGUGGCCCGCGGAAAGACGCUGAAGCGCAAGCGUGGCCAGGACAACCUGUCGUCGCUGCAGGAGCAGAUCGAAGCGCUCGACCCUAAAGCCAGCGUUGCCUCCUUCACCGACCUGCCUCUGUCCGAACCGACGACGUCGGGGCUCGCGGCCUCGCACUACAAGACGUUGACAGACAUCCAGUCUCGCGCCAUCCCGCAUGCGCUGAAGGGGCGGGACAUCCUGGGCGCGGCGAAGACGGGCAGCGGCAAGACCCUCACGUUUCUGGUGCCCGUGCUGGAGAACCUGUAUCGGAAGCAGUGGACGGAGCACGAUGGGCUGGGGGCGUUGAUUUUGUCGCCCACACGCGAGCUGGCGAUCCAGAUCUUCGAGGUGUUGCGCAAAAUCGGCCGGUAUCAUGCCUUCUCGGCAGGCCUGGUCAUCGGCGGGAAGAGUCUACGGGAAGAGCAGGAGAGGCUGGGGCGGAUGAACAUCCUGGUCUGCACCCCCGGCCGUAUCCUGCAGCAUCUGGACCAGACCGCGUCGUUUGAUGUAUUCAACCUGCAGAUGCUGGUGCUGGACGAGGCCGACCGGAUCAUGGACAUGGGCUUCCAGCGCUCCGUCGACGCCAUCGUCGAGCAUCUCCCCAAGGACCGCCAGACCAUGCUCUUCAGUGCCACGCAGACGAAGAAGGUCUCCGAUCUGGCCCGCUUGAGUCUGCAGGACCCGGAAUACGUCGCCGUCCACGAGGCCUCCACCACCGCCACCCCGACCACCCUGCAGCAGCACUACGUUCUGACCCCUCUACCGGAGAAGCUCGAUGUCCUGUGGAGUUUUAUUCGCAGCAACCUCAAGUCCAAGACCAUCGUCUUCCUUUCCUCGGGCAAACAGGUCCGCUUCGUUUACGAAUCCUUCCGACAUCUCCAACCCGGUAUCCCCCUGAUGCAUCUCCACGGCAAGCAAAAGCAAGGCGGGCGGCUCGACAUCACCACCAAAUACUCGCAAGCACAGCAUGCCGUCCUGUUUGCGACCGAUGUUGCCGCGCGAGGGCUGGAUUUCCCCGCCGUCGACUGGGUCAUCCAGCUGGACUGUCCCGAGGAUGCAGACACCUACAUCCACCGCGUGGGGCGGACGGCCCGAUAUGAACGCGACGGCCGUGCCGUGCUAUUCCUCGACCCGAGUGAGGAAGCGGGCAUGCUCAAACGCCUAGAACAGAAAAAGAUCCCCAUCGAGAAGAUCAACAUCAAGGCCAACAAGCAGCAGAGUGUCAAGAACCAGCUGCAGAACAUGUGCUUCAAGGAUCCGGAGCUCAAGUAUCUCGGCCAAAAGGCGUUCAUCUCGUACGUCAAGUCGAUCUACAUCCAGAAGGACAAGGAGAUCUUCAAGCUCAAGGACCUGCAGUUGGAGGACUUUGCCUCCAGCCUCGGUCUUCCUGGUGUGCCCCGCAUCAAGUUUAUCAAGGGAGACGAUACCAAGGAGCUCAAGAACGCCUCGCGGGCGAUGACACACUUGUCCGAUGACGAGGAAGAUGACGACGAUGGAGCCAAGAAGGCCGACAAGAAGGACAAGGUACGGACAAAAUACGACCGGAUGUUUGAGCGCCGCAACCAGAACGUCCUGGCGGAUCACUACUCGAAACUGAUCAACGACGACGGAACAAUCGUGGAUACUCCGGACGAGAACGACGACGGCGAAGGAUCAGGCGAUGAGGAUGACUUCCUGACCGUGAAGCGGCGCUUCGAGGCCGGAGACGAAGAUCUUGGAAUCGAGGCCGGCGAGGACAACACACUGGUCGGCGAGGCGGCCAACAAGAAGAAGGAUGUCAAGGUGGUGAACCUGGACGGCAAGGAGCUGAUCAUCGACUCGAAACGGCGCGAGAAGCUGCUCACCUCCAAGAAGAAGCUGCUCAAGUACAAGGGCAACGGCAAGAAGCUCAUCUACGACGAAGACGGCAACGCACACGAGGUCUACGAGCUGGAGGACGAGGAGAAGUUCAAGGCCCGCGGCGAUGCAAGCGAGCAGCGCGCCAAGUUCCUCGCGGACGAGACCGAGCGCACCCGCAUGGCAGACGUGGAGGACAAGGCCCUCGCCCGGCAGAAGAAGCGCGACAAAAAGGAGAAACGCAAGGCGCGCGAGCGCGAGCUGCUGGCCAUGGAAGACCAGAGCGACGACGCCGACCUCGGCGUCCAGCUGGCCCCUUACCAGGAUCACCACCACUCGGACUACGAGCUCUCGGCACCCGAGUCAGAUCUCGCUGCCGCACCACCCCGGCCGAGCAAGAAGCAGAAGGUCUUCUUCGCGGACCCCUCGUCGGACGACGACCGGGUCCCCAAGCAGAAGAAGAACAAGGGACAACAACAACAACCGGGCCCGAUCGAGACGCUGGAAGAUCUGGAGGCGCUGGCCAGCGGGCUUCUUGGCUGA
This is a messenger RNA of Penicilliopsis zonata CBS 506.65, 2448 nucleotides long. RefSeq lists its product as hypothetical. NCBI's taxonomy places the organism in Eukaryota, Fungi, Ascomycota, Eurotiomycetes, Eurotiales, Aspergillaceae. The transcript has a single exon. Gene Ontology annotation, cellular component: nucleus. The record is from RefSeq and is a predicted model, not a curated record. Gene Ontology annotation, molecular function: RNA helicase activity; nucleic acid binding; ATP binding. The coding region runs from base 1 to 2448 and encodes 815 amino acids. Gene Ontology annotation, biological process: rRNA processing.